AGUUUCCAACAUGGCCGCUUGGCUGACUAAACUUCGGUCGCAGUUUAAAGGCUUUGGCAGCAUUUUAACUGGAAUAAUUGUCGGCGCUGGGUUGACGAAAAUAUACUAUGAGACCUCGGAUACCGAGAAAGAGAAUGUUUCCGCUAAGAAAGAAAUCGAAGAAAUAGUAGCAAAGCACGACAAUCUCAAGCAGGGACGCGAACUGAGGACCAUAAGCCCUCUUCGAGUCGAGACAGAUCUUGACCAAGUGGACAAUUUGCCAGGAAAGAGUGAUACUGAGGAGGAUAAGCUACUCAAGUAUGGUCUCCCACAGAGGUCUCCGGAUUACCUGCGUUAUAAAAAUCACGUCUUGUGUUACGACCAAGCGAAGAAAACUCCUCGGUGGGUGCUCGAACAUUUGACCCGACACAAAGUGAAAGGAGAGGCGAAUAGGAUACACUCUGCGUUUAAGCCCGAUCUAAACAUCCCUGCGGUCUUCCAGUCAAAUAAUGACGACUACUGGGACAGUGGGUGGUCAAGGGGACACAUGGCACCUGCAAGCAACAACAAGUAUGAUCAAGAUGCAAUGAAUGAAACAUUCUACUUGUCAAACAUUGUACCACAAGACUUGGAUAAUAAUUGCAACUUUUGGUACAGACUGGAAGCUUACUGCAGAAGCUUGGCAAAAAGAUACUCUGAUGUUUACAUCGUGUCAGGGCCAUUGUACUUACCAAAAGAAGAGGAUGGAAAGAAGAUUGUCAAAUAUGAGGUUAUAGGCGCUAACAACGUCGCAGUACCAACACACUUGUACAAAGUUAUUUUAGCUGAGGAUAACAUCAAGCAAUCAGUUCUCGGAGCUUUUGUAGUACCAAACGAACCUGUGAGCUUCGAGCAUAAGUUACAGGACUUUCAAGUUCCACUGGACGUUUUAGCGCAGUAUUCAGGUUUGAUAUUUUUCCCGGCGUUUGACGCCGGCAAGGCAAGCGAACUCUGUUUGACGGACGGUUGUAGGUUGCUUUCCAAAGAGCGUAUGGACAUGAUUGUGUUUGGACGACGACUACGAAACGCAACGAGUUCAGAACUUUUGGAGAGCGUUUGGGAAGAAAUGAAAGCGAGUGAGCUGACGGCGGAUGCUUUUACCACUGAUAUAUACGAGACAAAGAAGAAAGAACUACAAGAAAAGGAGGAAGACUUAGCAAGGAUGAAUGAACAAGAGAGGGAUCCGAGGGGAGAAGAUGAAGCAAAAAAAUAGAUAUAAUCAAAGUACUGUUUUAGAUAUUCGCAGGAAAAAAAUAUAAGAAAUAUCGACAAUAGAAAAAAUAUAUGACAUAUACAUGUAAAAUCGGCCGGGAAGCAAGCAGACUUAAUAGUCUUGUAAGCUUUAAGAGGACAGACUGAAUAGCCUCAUCUAAAUCUUCGGGACCUUUCUGUAGAUCACCUACGGGUGAGAAAGCUUCCCGUUAAAAUAUCAUUAUUAAUCAAGCUUUACGAAAAUAAAAUUGUUUGGCUUCGAAUGCCCAGGGCCCC
Molecule: messenger RNA, 1506 nt
Organism: Orbicella faveolata
Lineage: Eukaryota; Metazoa; Cnidaria; Anthozoa; Scleractinia; Merulinidae
Product: nuclease EXOG, mitochondrial-like
Biological process (GO): apoptotic DNA fragmentation
Cellular component (GO): nucleus; mitochondrial inner membrane
Molecular function (GO): single-stranded DNA endonuclease activity; metal ion binding; RNA endonuclease activity
Source: RefSeq, a predicted model, not a curated record